Molecule: messenger RNA, 17816 nt
Organism: Seriola dumerili (greater amberjack)
Lineage: Eukaryota; Metazoa; Chordata; Actinopteri; Carangiformes; Carangidae
Gene: dst
Product: dystonin
Exons: 98
Coding region: 1-17016 (5671 amino acids)
Biological process (GO): wound healing; intermediate filament cytoskeleton organization; cytoplasmic microtubule organization
Cellular component (GO): hemidesmosome; cytoplasm; focal adhesion
Molecular function (GO): calcium ion binding; structural molecule activity; microtubule binding
Source: RefSeq, a predicted model, not a curated record
AUGAUCGCUGCGGCGUUUUUGGUCCUGCUAAGGCCGUACAGUAUUCAAUGUGUGCUGCUAUUAUUGCUGCUUUUGCUCGGGACUAUUGCGACUAUUUUGUUUUUUUGCUGCUGGCAUCGCAGGCUUCGUAAUGGAAAACAUCCAAUAAAAUCUGUGCUGUCCGGACGCUCCAAGAGCCGCGUUGGCCUCCGAACGCACCAUUUUCGAUCAGAGGGCUUCAGGCACAGUCCACGUCACGCAAGAAGGAGCAUACAUGCUCGAGUGACAGAGGAAAAACCCAAUCUGGUCGAGGUUCCUGAGAGUGAACCUGACUCAUCAAACACUCUACGAAAACGCAAAGUGAAGAAGAGAGUCCUGCCAGAAUUUUACCAGUCUGUACAAGUCACCCCCACACGCAAACCUAGCUCCAGUUCGGGGAACCCUUCCCUCCACUGCUCCAUGUCUUCCUCGGCGGAUUUCUCAGACGAGGAUGAUUACAGCGUUAAAUCCGGGUCGGCAUCGCCGGCUCCGGGGGACACUUUACCCUGGAACCUGCCCAGACACGAGCGGUCCAAGAGGAAAAUCCAAGGAGGAUCCGUGCUGGAUCCGGCGGAGAGAGCCGUGCUCAGGAUCGCAGAUGAAAGAGACAGAGUGCAGAAGAAGACGUUUACAAAAUGGAUAAACCAGCAUCUGCUGAAGGUACGGAAGCAUAUAAAUGACCUGUACGAAGACUUACGAGAUGGACAUAACCUGAUCUCGCUGCUGGAGGUUUUGUCUGGAGACACAUUGCCUCGGGAGAGAGGGAGGAUGCGCUUCCACAGACUCCAGAAUGUACAAAUAGCACUGGAUUAUUUGAAGAGGCGGCAGGUCAAACUUGUAAAUAUCAGGAAUGACGACAUCACAGACGGUAACCCAAAACUGACCCUGGGACUGAUCUGGACCAUAAUUCUGCACUUUCAGAUCUCGGAGAUCCAUGUGACAGGGGAGUCCGAGGACAUGACAGCCAAGGAGAGGCUGCUGCUCUGGUCCAAGCAGAUAACAGAUGGCUAUGUAGGCGUCCGAUGUGAAAACUUCACAACCUCCUGGAGGGAUGGGAGGCUAUUCAACGCCAUCAUUCAUAAAUACAGGCCAGACCUUGUUGACAUGAGCCGCGUGUCCACACAGACCAACAGAUCAAAUUUAGAGCACGCGUUUGGUGUAGCCGAGCAGCUGGGGGUGGCCAGGCUGCUGGACCCUGAGGACGUAGAUGUUCAGUCACCGGAUGAAAAAUCAGUCAUCACAUACGUCUCAACGCUGUACGACGCCUUCCCCAAAGUACCUGACGGUGUUGAGGGAAUCAAUCCUAAUGAUGUGGAUAUCAAAUGGGUGGAGUACCAGAACAUGAUCAAAUACCUCAGCCAGUGGAUCAAACACAAUGUGGCCAUAAUGUCAGAUAGAUCAUUCCCCAACAGCCCUGUGGAACUCAAGGCACUUUAUACACAGUAUCUGCAGUUUAAAGAACACGAAAUCCCACUGAAAGAGAACGAAAAGACAAAAAUCAAAAAUCUCUACAAAAUGCUCGAGAUGUGGAUCGAGUUUGGACGUAUUCAGUUGCCCCCGGGUCAUCACCCCAACGAUGUGGAGAAGGAAUGGGGAAAAUUAAUUGUUGCCAUGCUGGAAAGAGAGAAGAGCCUGAGGCCCGAGGUGGAGAGACUUGAGAUGUUACAGCAGAUUGCCAACAGGGUCCAGCGGGACUGUGUUAACGGGGAGGAUAAGCUGGCGUUGGCGCGGACAGCCCUGCAGUCUGAUGCAAAACGUCUUGAGUCAGGAAUUCAGUUCCUACAUGAAGCUGAGAUUGCUGGCUACUUGUUGGAGUGCGAGAAUAUCCUCAGACAACAAGUGGUGGACAUCCAAAUUCUCCUGGAUGGGAAAUUCCCCUUUGCGGAUCAACUAGUCCAGAGGGUAUCUAAACUCCGGGAUGACCUUCUAACCCUGAGAGCUGAGUGUUCUUCUGUGUACAGCAAAGGCCGAACCCUGACAACAGAACAAACCAAAAUGAUGAUCUCAGGCAUCACACAGAGCCUGAACUCUGGCUUCUCCCAGAACAUCAGCACAAACCUGACACCAGCCCUCACUCCUGCACUCACCCCAGGGGGGUUAGGUACCCCUGGGUCCACAUUCACCUCUAGCCUUACACCGUGCCUGACCCCGUCCUUGACCCCCGCCUUGACCCCCGGCUUGCAGCCUGCUUCAGUCCAGAGCUACAUGGGGAGCGGUGGCGGCAUGGACCCAGGCAGCCUCAGGCAUUUGAAACACAUGCAGAUCCGCAAGCCCUUACAGAAAUCCUCACUGGCAGACCCCAACAUGACCGAGGAGGAGGUCAACAUGAAAUAUGUUCAGGACCUGCUGAACUGGGUGGAAGAGAUGCAGGUGCAGCUGGACCGUUCAGAGUGGGGAUCUGAUUUGCCAAGUGUGGAGCUGCAUUUAGAGAACCACAAAAGUGUACAUAGAGCCAUUGAAGAAUUUCAAAUGAGUCUUAAAGAUGCCAAACUGAGUGAAAUUCAGAUGACCAUUCCCCUGAAGCUAACUUAUUCAGACAAACUGAACACACUAGAAAAGCAGUACGAGAGGCUGUUGAGCUGUUCAAGAGAGCGACAGAGCCACCUGGAAAGCCUGCACGACUUUGUGUCUCAGGCAACUCAGGAGCUCAUCUGGCUGAACGAGAAGGAGGAGGAGGAGGUCGCCUUUGACUGGAGCGAUCGCAACAGCAACAUCUCCAAGAAAAGAGACUACCAUGCCGACCUGAUGAGGGAGCUGGAUGAAAAGGAGGACACGAUCAAGUCUGUGCAGGACAAGGCAGAACGCCUUAUGCACAAGAACCACCCAGCCAAGCUAACUAUUGAAGCGUACAGAGCCGCCAUGCAGACGCAGUGGAGCUGGAUUUUACAGCUCUGCUCGUGCGUGGAACAGCAUCUCAAGGAGAAUGCUGUUUAUUUUGAGUUUUUCAGUGAUGCCAAAGAGUCCAUAGACUACCUUAAGAGCCUGCAAGAUGCCAUUCAAAGGAAAUACAGCUGUGACCGAACGAGCAGCCUGCACAGACUGGAGGACCUCAUUCAGGAGUCCAUGGAUGAGAAAGAGCAGCUCCUUCAGUACCGCAGCACGGUGGCUGGUUUAGUGGGCAGGGCCAAAAACAUUGUGCAGCUCAGACCCAGGAACCCUGAGAGCCCUGUGAGAUCCUCCCUCCCUGUAAAAGCCAUCUGUGAUUAUCGUCAAAUAGAGAUCACUAUUUACAAAGAAGACGAGUGCGUAUUGGCCAAUAACUCUCACCGGGCCAAGUGGAAAAUCAUCAACCCAGCAGGGAACGAGGCCAUGGUGCCCUCUGUGUGUUUCACUGUGCCUCCACCCAACAAAGAGGCUGUUGAUAUGGCAACAAGAACUGAGCAGUUAUACCAGAAUGUCCUGGCGCUGUGGCACCACUCCCACAUCAACAUGAAGAGCGUGGUGUCCUGGCAUUAUCUAAUGGCUGACAUACGAGCCAUUCGCAACUGGAACGUGGCCUCAAUAAAGACCAUGCUGCCAGGUGAGCAUCAGCAGGUCUUGAGCAACCUACAGUCCCACUUCGACGAGUUCCUGGAAGACAGCGAGGAGUCUGAGGUGUUCACAGUGGCAGACUGCGCCCAGCUCGAGAGAGACGUCGCCGCCUGCAAGGACUACUACCAGGAACUGCUCAGAUCUGCGGAAAGAGAGGAACACGAGGAGUCUGUGUACAACAAUUACAUCUCAGAAAUACGCAACUUCCGCAUGCAUCUGGAGGCCCACGAAGAACACCUGAUCAGGCAAAUCCGCACGCCGCUCGAGAGGGAUGACCUGGAGCAGAGUCUGCAGCGCAUCACGGAGCACGAGAGGAAAACAGCAGAGCUGAAUAAACUGAAGGAGGAUCUGGAUGUCAUGAAGGAGAAGUGCGAGCUGUUCCUCAGACAGGCUGCAGGUUCCCCGUCUGUGCCGACGCUUUCGUCCGAACUCACCGUCCUCGUUCAGAGCAUGAGCCAAGUGUACUCCAUGUCUUCCAUUUAUAUGGACAAACUGAAAACUGUGAGCUUGGUGGUGAAGCACAGCCAGAGUGCAGAGGCACUAGUUAAAGCCUAUGAAUCCAAACUCUAUGAGGAAGAUGCCAUGAACUCUGAUGUCAAGUCCAUUGAGACUGUCAUUUCAACACUUAAGCAAUGGCGGACAGAGAUUGAUGAGCAGCAGGAGGUGUUCCAUGACAUGGAGGAUGAGCUGCAGAAAGCACGAGUGAUCAGUGACCGCAUGUUUAAGGCCCACAAUGAGCGUGACUUUGACCUCGACUGGCACAAGGAGAAAGCUGAUCAGCUGAGUGAAAGAUGGCAGAACAUUCACUCCCAGAUUGACAGCAGACUUCGGGACCUGGAUGGUAUCAACAAAUCUCUGAAACACUACAGAGACUCUUACAGCAGCCUCGAUGAAUGGGUCACAGAAAUGGAAGAAGCACAGCUAAAGGCUCAAGAAAAUAAACCUGAGGAUAGCAAGGCACUGGCUGAGCUCUUAAACAAACAAAAGGUCCUUGUUGCUGAAAUUGAACAAAAGCAGAGCAGAAUGGAUGAGUGCCAGAAGUACUCAGAGCAGUACUCAUCUGCCAUUAAGGAUUAUGAGCUUCAGCUGAUGACCUUCAGAGCGAUGGUUGACUCCCAACACAAAUCUCCCCUGAAGAAGCGGAGGAUGCAGAGCUCUUCUGAUGCCAUUCAGCAAGAGUUCAUGGAUCUGCGAACCCGCUACACUGCUCUUGUGACUCUCAUGACGCAUUAUGUGAAGUUUGCCAGUGAAACACUGAAGAGAACCGAAGAGGAGGAGAGGUCUGUUGAUGAGGAGAAGAGAGAGCACGGUGAUAAAGUUAGCAAACUAUUGCACUGGAUGUCCAAUGUGAAACAGACCCUGAACAAUGAUGGGAAUGCUCUCAAAGAUAGCAAUGCCAAUAAACCCCAGGUGUCAGUCGAGGAAAUGGUCACUAAGAAGGAACAAAUUGCAGAAGCACUUAGGGCCACACAGAUGAUGCUGAACAAACACAGUGACAAAAUGACAGGAGAGGAGAGAGAGAAGGCCCAGGAGCAGCUGAAGGCACUCAACCAGGCAUACAAUGAACUCUCCCAACAGUGUUCAGAUCAGACAACCUCUGCAGAAGAGAAAGUAAGCGCUAAGUCUUUGUUGGAGAGACACAAGGAGUUUGCGGAAAAAUUGGAGGAAGUGUGUGAUAAUCUCACCUUGACAGAGAACCGCCUGAUUGGUCAUCAGCAACAGGCUGACAACGCUGAGUGUGUCACAGAUCUGCAGCAGUACCAGCAGGAACAUCAGGCUCUGCAGAAAGACGUAUUGACAAAUGCCAGUGCCCUGAAUGAGGUCAUCACCAGUACUAAAAAGUUCCUGGAGGAAAACCGGAACAAGCUGACGCCAGAUCAGAUCGCCACCAUUGAGAGCAAAUUGGAAGAGGCUAAAAGCAAAGCCACGCUCAUCAACCAGAGGGCUGAGGAGUCCAGGAAAGAUUUGGAGAAGGUUGUUACGACAGCCAUAAAACAGGAAAGUGAAAAGGCAGCAGCUGUUGAGCAGCUUGAAGAAAGUAAGAACAAAAUUGAGGGUCUUCUAGAAUGGAUAUCCAACAUAGGGAAUGAGAACGAGGAUCAAACCGACCGUAUAAGUAAAGAGAAUGGGAACCUGCCAGAGGAAACCUCAGCCAAGGGACUGAUAGGAGACAAUGACGAUGCCAAUGGAAACGCUUUACAGACCACUGAAAAUGAUUUUGGCAGAGAGACCAGCGACAAGAACGACGCCUCCCUGGACCUCGAUAAGCAAUACGAAAGGGUCAAGGCUCGUCAUCAGGAGAUUCUGUCCCAGCAGCAGGAUCUGAUCAUGGCCACCCAGUCAGCUCAGGCUCUGCUCGACAAGCAAGCCAACGUGCUGUCCCCGGAGGAGAAGGAGAAGCUGCAGAAGAACAUCCAGGAACUGAAGGGGCGCUACGAGGCCUCUCUGACGCAGGCUGAACAGCAGAUGAAGCAGGUGCAGUGUGUCCAGGAGGAGCUGAAGAAGUUCCAGGAUGACUGCGAGGAGUUUGAGGGCUGGUUAGACCAGGCGGAGGGAGAGAUUGAGGAGCUGGGCGCCCCCACUGGCUCCCUCAACAUCCUCAGUGACAAACUCCAGCGACAGAAGAGCUUCUCGGAAGACGUGAUUUCUCACAAAGGGGACCUUCGCUUCAUCACGAUUUCAGGACAGAAAGUUCUGGAUGUGGCGAAAGCCUGUGGAGUGGGUGACCCCGCGGCUAAGAAUGCUCUGCUGAAUGUGGAUACUUCAGGAACCUGUUCUGCUGUCAAGGAUAAACUGGACUCAGCAGCAAGUCGAUACAAAACCCUACAUUCACAGUGCAAUCAGCUUGGCAACAACCUCAAAGAUGUGGUCGACAAAUACAAGAAAUAUGACGACUCCAGCGCUGGGCUUUUGAAGUGGCUCACCAAUUCAGAGGAGGAGGCGAGAAAGCAGCAAUCAGAGGCCAUAGCAGCUGACCCACAAACACUGCAGAAACAGCUGGAAGAGACCAAGGCCCUGCAAAGUCAGAUGACAGGACAUCAGACUGCUAUUGACACAUUACGCAAAACAGCUGAGUGUUUGAUCACAUCGGAGGGGGACCUCCUGAGCAACCCCGACGAGAUCCAGGAGACAGUAGACGACAUAGUGGAGCGUUACGACAACGUGUCUAAGUCUGUAAGUGAUCGAAAUGAGAAACUGCAGAUCACUCUUACUCGCUCCAUGAGUGUCCAGGAUGGUUUGGAUGAAAUGAUGGGAUGGAUGGAGGGAGUGGAGGCCAGUGUCCAAGAGAAAGGACAAAUUCCCCUGGACUCUGCAUCUAUUGGAGACAUCCUCAGCAAAGAAGCAGCGUUAGAGCAGGACAUAGCAAGUCGCCAGAGCAGCAUCUCAGCCAUGAAAGCCAAGGUGAAGAAGUUUGCGGAGACGGCAGAUCCCUCCGCCGCCGCGCUUCUGCAGUCUACGAUGGACGCUCUCUCUCAGCGCUUCUCUGAUGCUUGUGACAAGCACAAGCAAAAAGUUUCCCAACUGGAGCAGCUGAAAGAAAAGGUGGAAGAGUUUGAGACGGUCGCAGAUAAAGUUCAGCAGUUUGUUGUGAAGCGCACGCAAGAUCUUCAGGAGACGGACGGGCCGGGAAAAACCUUCAAUGAACUCUCUGAGCUGAUGCAGAGUACUAAGGCUGAGAUGGCUGAACAUGCCGGUGAUUUGGAGAAGCUGCACACUCUGUCCAAAGAGCUGUCUGAAAUAAGCCCUGAUGGAAACCAAGCCCAGAUCCAGAGCAAGAUGGACGAUCUCUCCAAUAUCUUCACCACCUUUAAAGACACUGUCAAAGAAAAAGAAGAAGAGGUUUCAUCCUGUCAGGACCAGCUGGGAGAGUUCAGAUCUGCAGCCAGCACGCUCACCAAGUGGCUGGAGGAGACCAAUGACAAAGUACCUGCAGUCCAGCCGAGCAGCAGUGAGAAAAGUCUGGAGACGGACCUGCAGAUAGUCACCGGUUUGUUAGAUGAAUGGAUAUCCAAAGGCCCUGCUGUCCAAGACAUGAACAGCAAAGGAUCCGAGCUGUGCAGCCUCAUUACUUUCCUCACAUCCCCGGCCAAAACAAAGACUCAGAACAAGUCAGGUAAACCUCUUACUAAUGGUGGUGGUCCGGCGAGCCAUUCCUACCUAACUAAUAAAGAGCUGAUGAUAAUUCAGCAGAACAUGUCAUUCGUCAACGAGGGAUACGCGAGCCUGGGGGAAACGCUAAAGAGCCGAGCCGCUGAGCUGAGUACCUCGGUGCAGGAGAUGAAACAGGCCCAAAAAGAGACGGAGGACAUGUUGACGUGGUUGAAGGACAAGAAGGAGACUGCAGCAUCAUGGAACAACGCGGCCACAGAGAAAGAUGCGGUGAAAACGCAGCUUGAACAGCAGAAGGCAUUUGAAGACGACAUGAAGCAAAAGCAGGAGCAGCUCCAGAAGCUCAGAGAGAAGCUCCUCGACUUGAUUAAGACUCAUCCGAACUCCCCCGAGGCGGCAAAAUGGAAGCAGAUGCUGGCAGAAAUAGAUGCGGCUUGGGCGGAUAUCAGCGGCUCUGUGGAGGAGAGGAAGCAACACCUGGAGGAGUCCAACAAGAAUCUGGACAUCUUCCAGACAACUGAGCUGCAGCUUGGUCAGUGGCUUUCAGAGAAGGAGCUGAUGAUGAGUGUCCUUGGGCCCCUUUCGAUUGACCCCAACAUGCUUAAAAUGCAGAAGCAGCAAGUUCAGAUCCUCCAGAAUGAAUUUAAGAGUCGUAAACCUCAAUAUGAGCAACUUGAGGAAGCUGCCUCAGCCAUCCUAAGCUCCUCAGGCAACCAGGACCCCUCAAGUGGGAAGCUGGUGAGGGAGCAGCUCGCUGCCGUCACCCAAAAGUGGCAAGGCCUCACAGGGCAGCUGGACCAGAGAGACGGCCUCAUCGACCAGGCUGCGGUGAAGACAGGGCAGUUUCAGGAGUUACUGAGGAGUCUCAGUCAGACUGCCACUCAGCUGGAGAGUCAGCUCACCAACCAUCAGGGCCACAGCACCCAGCCCGAUGCUGUGAAGAUGCAGCUGGAGGACGUCCAAAACAUCUCAGCUCAGCUGAGAGAGGAGAGGAAGAAGCUGAAGGAGGCUGAGGCCAUCAACGCGGAGCUCACAGCGAUGGUGACGGAGGACUAUCUGAAAGCCGACUUAGCGAGGCAGCUGGAGAGUGUCAGCAAGCCUUUCAAACAGCUGGAAGAGAAAGCAGCAAAAAAGAUUGAGCAGCUGAACUCAACGUUUGCCAGCUCUCAGCAGUUCCAUCAGACCUCCAAAGACUUCCAGUCAUGGCUGGGUGAAAAGCUCCAGGACCAGUCUCAGCCCCAGCCCAUCUCCGCCAAAGUGGACAUCCUGCAGCAAACCAUGGAGGAGCACAGUAAGCUCCAGGAGGCUCUCAGUGAACAUGAAGAAGCUUAUAACACAAUCAUCGGGGAAGGGGAGAUGCUUCUGCAGAAGACUGACGGCGCAGAAAAACUGGCACUACAAGGGCAGCUCACUACCCUCUCCUCCAACUGGGAGGAGGUGAAGAAGGGCUCUGUGGAGCAGGCUGAUAAACUCCAGACUGCUCUGCAGAGAUCUCGGAAGUAUCAGGAGCACGCAGAGAAGCUCAGCUCUUGGAUUCAGGAGUGUGAAGCAGGCGAGGGCCGAGUCAAACUCACCGUUGACCCCGUUGCCGUUGAGAGCUCGAUUUCUCAGGUGAAAGCUCUCCAGAAGGAUGUUGACAAGCACCGAGGGAUGGUGGAGCAGCUCAACGCGGCUGCAGAUAGCCUCCUAGAGGUGGCCAACACUGACACUGAAGCUAUAAAGGAGGAGAAGGCUAGCAUUGGCAAAAGAGUGGAUAAUGUAGUGGAGGGUCUGCAGAGCAAGAGGGAUUCCCUGGAGAAGAUCUCACACGCGGUUAAAGAAUUUAAUGAUGCCUACAAGGAGGCAAAGGGUCAGCUUGAGGGAGCUAAGAAGCAGGUGGAUGCCUAUGAAUCGCAGGGAGUUCAGGGCCACAGCAAUAAGAACCUGACCAACAUGAAAGCCCAACAUAAGAGUUUAGAGGGAAUGCAGAACCAAGUCGAGCACCUGAAGAGCUUGGCCAAGGACCUUGUAGUAGACGUCCCCGAUGCUGAUGGAGUGACAGAUCUCUUACUACAGGCUGACAGCAUAGAAAAAGACUAUGGCUCCCUGACCGAGAAACUAGAGGAGACGUGCCAAGUCUUGGAGGGUAAACUGCAAGGUAUUGGGCAGUUCCAAAACAGCAUCCGUGAUAUGUUUACCCAUUUCACGGACCUGGAUGAUGAACUGGACAGCAUGGCUCCUGUGGAUCUUGAUCUGGCCACUCUUAAAGAACAGCAGGACAGCAUCCAGAGCUUUGUGGCUAAGCUGCAAGAGCUGAUGGCCAACACAGCCAACGCAGGAGACAGCUGUAAGAAGAUGCUGGAGACUGAAACCUCACCUGACCUCUUAGGCCUGAAGAGAGAUCUGGAUGCUCUGAGUAAGCAGUGUGGUAAACUGUUGGACAGAGCUAAAGGCAGAGAGGUGCAGGUGCAGAGCACUCUCACCAAGAUAGAGGAGCUGUACGGUAAACUCCACCAAAUGGAAGAUAAACUUGGCAGAGCCGAGGACAAGGAGGCGUCUCAGGAGGCGGUCGGCAUGGAGACAGACGUCAUCAACCAACAGCUGGAGGCCUUUAAGGCCUUCCAGAAAGACGACAUUGAUCCGUUGCAGACGCAGCUUCAAGACAUCAACUCCCUCGGUCAGGGCCUGAUCCAAAACGCCGCCAAAGGCACCAGCAUCAAGAAGCUUGAGGAUGACCUGGAGGGUGUCAACACAAAGUGGAAUACGCUCAAUAAAAAGAUUGCUGAACGUUCAGCCCAGCUUCACGAAGCCCUGUUGCAUUGUGGGAGGUUCCAGGAUGCUCUGGAGUCCCUGCUCAGCUGGUUGACUGACACAGAGGAGCUCAUGGCCAAUCAAAAGCCUCCCUCUGCAGAGUUCAAAGUGGUCAAGGCACAGAUACAAGAGCAGAAACUUUUACAGAGACUGCUGGAUGACCGAAAGCCGACAGUGGAGCUGAUAAAAAAAGAGGGAGGGAAGGUCGCAGAACUGGCAGAGUCUGUGGAUAAGGAGAAGGUUGCAAAAGAGAUCGAAUGCCUGGGGCAGAGGUGGGACGCUCUGCUCAAGAAGGCUGAAAACAGGCACAAACAACUAGAGAGCAUCUUAGUGGUCACUCAGCAGUUCCAUGAGACUCUGGAGCCCCUGAGCGAAUGGCUCUCCGCCACAGAGAAGCACCUGGCCAACUCAGAGCCAAUCGGCACUGAGACGUCUAAACUGGAAGAUCAGAUCUCCCAGCAUAAGGCCUUAGAGGAGGAGAUUAUGAAUCACAGUAAAGACCUGUUACAUGCCGUCAGUCUGGGUCAGAUGCUCAAAGCCGUGAGCUCAGUGGACGAGAAGGAGUUUGUUCAGUCUAAACUGGACGCCACCCAGGCCAGAUACAUAGAGCUCCAGGAGCGAUGCAGGAGGAAAGCUGAGAUGCUGCAGCAAGCUCUGGCAAACGCCCAGCUGUUUGGAGAGGAUGAAGUGGCUCUGAUGAACUGGCUCAACGAGGUGCACACCAGGCUGGGUGAAGUGUCCGUGGAGGACUACAAAUUAGAUGUUCUUGAAAAGCAGCUGGCAGAUCAACGGGCUCUACAAAGUGAUAUUGAUUUGAGGAAGAAGAAUGUUGACCAAGCCAUCUCUAAUGGGAUGGAGCUACUGAAGCAAACAACAGGUGAUGAGGUGGUUGUUAUCCAAGGCAAACUGGAUGGUAUAAAAGCCAAAUAUGCUGAGAUCAACUCUAUGAGUGACAACGUCUUGAAGACACUGGAGCGUGUUUUGAGUCUCUCUUCUAAGCUACAACAUACUCAUGAGGACCUGAGCUCCUGGCUGGAGAAAGCAGAGGCUGAGAUCAAUGCUUUCGAGGGUCAGGAGCCGGUGGGCGAGCAGCUCAUUCAUGCACAGAGCAGGCAGAAGGCCUUACUGAAGGAGACCAAAGACCAAAAACCUGUGAUGGACAAGAUGAAUGAGUUGAGCGGUUCUCUCCUGGAUCUGAUCCCCUGGCACACUCGUGAGGGUCUGGACAAGCUGGUGACUGAGGACAAUGAGCGGUACAGAGCCGUCUGUGACACCGUCACCCAGCAGGUCGACCAGAUCAACGCCGACAUACUCAAGUCACAGCAGUUCGAACAGGCUGCAGAUAGUGAACUCUCAUGGCUGACUGAAGCUGAGAGGAAGUUACUGUCGAUGGGUGAGAUCAGGCUGGAGCAAGACCAAAACACAGCACAGCUCCAAGCACAGAAGAUUUUCUCCAUGGACAUCAUGAGGCACAAAGAUGCUGUGGAUGAGAUUUUGAAAACAGGAAAGGCCAUCAUGAACAGCAAAAACCCAGAGGAGAAAGAAAUCUUCAAGGCCAAGACCCAGACUCUCUUGGAGAAGUACGGGGUCGUGAGUCAGCUGAACUCGGAGCGCUGUCUGCAGCUUGAGCGAGCCCACUCUCUGGCCAGUCAGUUCUGGGAGACGUACGAGGAGAUGUGGCCGUGGCUUCAGGAAACCAUGAGCACCUUCAGCCAGCUGCCCCCACCCGCCAUCGAGUACGAAACACUCAGGCAGCAGCAAGAGGAACUCAGGCAAAUGAGAGAGCUGAUUGCCGAGCACAAGCCCCACAUCGACAAGAUGAAUAAGACCGGGCCACAGUUACUCGAACUGAGCCCAGUGGAGGGAGUGCCCAUCAGAGAGAAGUACACAACUUCUGACCAACUUUACUCCCAACUGAAAGCUGAUGUCAAACAGAGAGCGGCCACUCUGGACGAGGCCAUCUCCAAAUCCACCCAGUUCCAUGAUAAAAUUGACCCCAUGCUGGAAUCACUGGAACGGAUCGCUGAGCGCCUGCGUCAGCCUCCGUCCAUCUCAGUGGAGGUGGACAAGAUCAGAGAGCAGAUCACUGAAAAUAAGGCCGUCUCUGUUGAUCUGGAGAAACUGCAGCCUUCAUAUGAAACGCUGCGCCAGCGAGGCGAGGAGAUGAUUGCACGGUCUGAGGGGGCAGACAAGGAUAUAUCUGCUAAAGCUGUACAAGACAAACUGGACCAGAUGGUGUUCCUGUGGAAUGACAUCCAGGCCUUGCUGGAGGAGAGGGAGGCGAAGCUGCUGGAUGUGAUGGACCUGGCAGACAAGUUCUGGUGCGACCACUGCGCUCUCAUUGUCACCAUCAAAGACAGCCAGGACCUGCUGAGGGAGCUGGAGGAGCCGGGAGUCGAUCCGUCAGUCGUCAAACAGCAGCAGGAGUUUGUGGAGGGAUUUAAGGAGGAGAUUGACGGGCUGCAGGAGGAGCUAGAUGUGGUUCAAAACCAGGGGGCGGAGCUUAUGACUGCCUGCGGGGAGCCUGAUAAACCUGUGAUAAAGAAGAGUAUCGAUGAGGUGAAUUCAGCGUGGGAGAAUCUCAAUAAGACUUGGAAGGAGAGAGUAGAGAGACUGGAAGAAGCCAUGCAGGCUGCUGUGCAGUUUCAAGACGGCCUGCAGGGAAUGUUUGACUGGGUGGAUAUUCUGGACAGCAAACUGGAUUCAAUGUCACCUGUAGGCACAGACCUGGAAACUGUCAAGCAGCAGAUUGUAGAACUCAAGGAGUUCAAAGGAGAGGCGUACCAGCUGCAGAUCGAGAUGGAGCGCCUGAACCACCAGGCGGGCCUCCUGCUGAAGAAGGUGACGGAAGAGGCCGAUCGCUGCGCAAUUCAGGAGCCAAUGUCUGAGCUCAAGAUGCUCUGGGACAACCUGGAUGAGAAGAUCAUCAGCCGACAGCACAAACUGGAGGGAGGCCUUCUGGCUCUGGGCCAGUUCCAACAUGCACUAGACGAGCUGCUGGCCUGGAUGAGCCACACCGAGGAGCUGCUCAACGAGCAGAGGAAGGCUGGAGGAGACCCGAAAGCCAUCGAGAUAGAGCUCGCCAAGCACCAUGUUCUCAAGAUUGACGUGUUGGCUCAUAAAGCAACAGUUGAGACGGUGAACAAAGCCGGUAAUGAUCUGGUGGAGUCCAGCGCUGGUGAGGAAGCCUCUAGUCUGCAGACCAAACUGGAGAACCUCAACCAGCGGUGGAAAGCUAUCCUGGAGAAGACGGACCAGAGGAAGCAACAACUGGAGAGUGCUCUGGUUCAGGCCCAAGGUUUCCAUGGUGAGAUAGAAGAUAUGCAGCAAUGGCUGAAAGACACAGAACGUCAGCUGUUGGCAUCAAAGGCUGUGGGAGGCUUACCAGACACGGCCCGGGAGCAGCUUAACGCCCAUCUGGAGUUGUGUUCUGCCUUGGAGGCGAAGGAGGAGCUGUAUCGGGAGCUGUUGAACAAGGGUCAGCAGCUGCUCAUGAUGGCGCCCGAGGGUCCCGACAGCAACACGGAGCAGGACCUCGCCAACCUGAAGGAGAAAUGGGAAGCCGUGCAGGGGAAGGUCGCUGAAAGGAAGGUGAAACUAGAAGAGGCCUUGACACUGGCCACGGAUUUCCACAACUCUCUGCAGGACUUCAUCAACUGGCUGACCCAAGCAGAGCAGACGCUCAACAUGGUUUCCCCCGCUUCCCUCAUUCUGGAGACCAUCAUGUUUCAGAUUGAUGAGCAUAAGAUGUUCGUGACAGAGGUGAACUCCCACAGAGAGCACAUCAUCGAACUGGACAAGACAGGAACGCACUUGAAGUACUUCAGCCAGAAACAGGAUGUGGUCCUGAUCAAGAACCUGCUGCUCAGCGUGCAAGGCCGCUGGGAGAAGCUGGUGCAGAGAUCUGUCGAGCGCGGCCGGCUGCUGGAUGACACCAGGAAGAGGGCCAAACAGUUCCAUGAAACUUGGAAUAAACUGAUGGAGUGGUUGGACGAAUCUGAGAAGGCUCUGGACUCGGAGGUGGAAAUUGCCAACGAUCCGGACAAAAUCAAGACGCAGCUGGCGCAGCACAAGGAGUUCCAGAAAGCUCUGGGCAGCAAACACUCAGUGUACGACACCACCGCCCGGACAGGACGGUCCCUGAAAGACAAGACCUCCCUUCAGGACGAUAAUCAGAAGCUGGACGACAUGCUGAGUGAACUGAGGGACAAGUGGGACACUGUCUGUGGCAAGUCGAUAGAAAGACAAAACAAGCUGGAGGAGGCCCUGCUGUUCUCCGGCCAAUUUACAGAUGCUCUCCAGGCUCUUAUUGACUGGCUGUACAGAGUGGAACCUCAGAUGGCUGAGGACCAGCCCGUACAUGGAGACAUAGACCUGGUUCUCAACCUGAUAGACAACCACAAGGUUUUCCAGAAGGAGUUGGGAAAGAGGACAGUAAGCGUUCAGGCCCUCAAACGUUCAGCCAGGGAGCUGAUCGACAGCAGUCACGAUGACUCGUCCUGGGUCAAAGUCCAGAUGCAGGAGCUGAGCACUCGCUGGGAGACGGUGUGCAACCUGUCGGUGUCCAAACAGGCCCGGCUGGAGCAGGCCCUGUGUCAGGCUGAGGAGUUUCACUCUACUGUUCAUAUCCUGCUGGAGUGGCUGGCUGAGGCAGAGCAGAGUUUGCGUUUCCAUGGCAGCCUGCCUGAUGAUGAGGAGGCUCUGCGGGCGCUUAUCGAACAGCACAAGGAGUUCAUGAAGAAACUGGAGGAAAAGCGAGUGGCUCUAAAUAAGGCAACCAGUAUGGGGGAGGCCAUUCUGAGCAUCUGCCAUCCAGACUCCAUCACAACCAUCAAACACUGGAACACCAUCAUUAAAGCCCGGUUCGAAGAGGUGCAGGCUUGGGCCCGGCAGCACCAGCAGCGACUGGCCACGGCCCUCACUGAGCUGUUGGCCACUCAGGAGCUGCUGGAGAAUCUGCUGACCUGGCUGCAGUGGGCUGAGACCAACCUCAACGAUAAGGACAAGGAGGCGCUGCCGCAGGAGAUCAAAGAGGUCAAAGGCCUCAUAGCAGAACAUCAGGCAUUCAUGGAGGAAAUGACCAGGAAGCAACCAGAUGUUGACAAAAUCACCAAGACACACAAAAGGAAGGCUGCUGUGGAGCCCCAAAUCCAGUCUCAGAUCCCUGUGCUCGACAAAGGAAGAGCAGGAAGAAAACGUUCUCCCACACAAACGAUGUAUGCGUCAGCAACACAACCUCCCAUUGAAACCAAGAACCCCCGGGUCAACCUGCUGGUCACUAAGUGGCAGCACGUGUGGCUGCUGGCCUUGGACAGAAGGAGGAAACUCAAUGAUGCCCUGGACAGGCUGGAGGAGUUGAAGGAAUUUGCCAACUUUGACUUUGAUGUGUGGCGGAAGCGCUACAUGCGCUGGAUGAACCAUAAGAAGUCUCGUGUCAUGGACUUCUUCCGCCGCAUCGACAAAGAUCAAGACGGCAAGGUGACCCGACAGGAGUUCAUAGAGGGCAUUCUCUCCUCCAAAUUCCCCACCAGUCGUCUGGAGAUGAGCGCCGUGGCAGACAUCUUUGACAGAGACGGGGACGGCUACAUUGACUACUAUGAGUUUGUGGCAGCUCUUCAUCCCAACAAAGACGCUUACAAACCACUAACAGACGCAGACAAAAUUGAAGAUGAGGUCACACGUCAAGUGGCAAAAUGCAAAUGUCCAAAACGAUUCCAAGUGGAGCAAAUUGGUGCCAACAAAUACCGGUUCUACCUUGGAAACCAGUUCGGAGACUCUCAGCAGCUUCGUCUGGUGCGCAUUUUACGUAGCACUGUGAUGGUGCGGGUGGGCGGAGGCUGGAUGGCUCUGGAUGAGUUCCUGGUGAAGAAUGACCCCUGUCGAGCUAAAGGCAGGACCAACAUGGAGCUGCGGGAGAAGUUCAUCCUCCCAGAAGGCACCACCCAGGUGAUGGCGAGCUUCCGCUACCGAGGCCGGAGAUCUCGGCCGUCGUCCAGAGGAGCUUCUCCCAACAGAUCCACCUCCAGUCAGAGCUGUCCGGUCCCAGCACACCACGCACUGACUAGUACACCCAAGACUCCCCAACACAUAACCCGCAAUUAUGAUAAGCCCUGGCUUACAAACAGCAAACCCUCCACUCCUCUUAAAUCAUCAGACUCCUUUGGGAGCCAAGGUUCAUCCUCAGAGAGUACACCAGUCCAAGGCAGCAAAUUGCGUCUUCCUGGGUACUUGUCAGGCAAAGGAUUUCAGUCCGGCGAGGAGGGAAGCUUGAUCAGCGCUGCUGUACUGAAAGCUCGAGCACAGACAAUAGAUUCAAGAAGAACUUCCAGCCGACCUGGAAGCAAAGCCGGAAGCAGAGGGAGCAGUCGCAGAGGUAGUGACGCCUCUGACUUCGACAUCUCAGACAUCCAGUCUGUGUGCUCGGAUAUGUCUGAGACAGUUGGAGAGUCUAGCAGAGCGACGCCGCGCUCUGCUUCCCGCCAACGUGGAGGAAAACCCUCCAAGAUCCCCACCCCUCAAAGAAGAACCACUCCCACAAGCAAACUGGCUAAGGGAUCCAAGCGAUAGUCAGUGGCCUUGAAAACAAACAACCCAGGAGCUAGUUGCACCCGAAACACAUAACGGACACUGGAGAUAUCUAAUUUAAAAGACUGCAAAUGUGUUGAGUGUUAUUUAAAUUGUUGCAAAGAUGUAAAAUAUUCUGUUGAGAGGCAAUAUGAUUUAAUUUUAUGUGAGAAUGGAAUGUUAAUGGCCUUGUGUAUUUGUUUUUAAUGUAUUUUAUUUUUUGUGAAAAAUGUCAAAUUGUUUUUAUUGUAUUUUAUUUUAUUGAUGCAAAACCUGUAGAGGUUCGAUGAACACUAGGAAACCUGGGAAUGACUACGUUGUACGGUUAACUAACAUUUCUACACACUAAUGAAGGGCAACACGCAGGAUAGCGCUGAGAGUUACUGAAUGUACUGUAAUUUAAUGUAUGCUGAUGUUUGGAGUAGAUGGUGCAUUAUGGUACCAUGUGAGGCAUUGCAAUUAUCUAUUUAAGUGCUAUGAUAUACUGCCAACAUGCAUUUAAAGGGCAAUGCAAUAUACUACAAUAAACCCCUGUAAGCACUGCAGAAACCUUUGAAAAACACUAUUUAAGACAAGUAGCAGAAACCUCGUAAUCAUGAAGCUUUCAAGUCCUGUUUGUUUGUCAGCAGCUGCAGUCCCUGUUUUGUUUGACCACUUCACAGCAGCGUGUGCAUUGACCUUGACGAGGUGCCACUCCAUGUAGACAUUCUCGUGUGCAUCCAUGUCAGUGUAUGGUUAAUUUCGGUAGAGCUGAAAUUGUUACUGUAACAUUACUUUGUAAUAAACCUGCUUGCAGAAAGCCA